This is a messenger RNA of Orbicella faveolata, 1812 nucleotides long. Its product is annotated as kielin/chordin-like protein. Gene Ontology annotation, biological process: negative regulation of BMP signaling pathway; cell differentiation. Gene Ontology annotation, molecular function: BMP binding. NCBI's taxonomy places the organism in Eukaryota, Metazoa, Cnidaria, Anthozoa, Scleractinia, Merulinidae. The record is from RefSeq and is a predicted model, not a curated record.
UGCACUAAUCUCUUUACCAAAGGCUGGCUCCCUCAGGCGUGAUCCGUCACACUUGAUUUUCUUCUCCUGAGGCGUUCACCUUUUCGCGAACUUCACGAAAACCUCAACACUCCGCUGCCGACAGAACCUUGAAAAUCGGUAUGGAAUCCAGGGCAUUUCUUCAGGCCUUCUUGGUGAUUUGCUUAGUGGUUUUAGCAGCUGAGGGAGAAAAGCACGACACAGUGGAGGCUGAAGAAGAGAAGGUUUUAAGCGUCCGAGACCUUCCGGUUGAAAUUGACUAUGAGCCCGUCGGUUGUUUUGAAGACAAGAAGACGAACAGAUCAUUAGACAAGCUCGUAAAAAACUUCAGAAAAAAACAGAACUUGGGGGGCAAAAACAUUUGGGUUUAUUGGAAGUAUAAUAUGAGCUACAUCAUUCAACUCUGCGCUGAGGAGGCCUUCCGGCAGGGCUACACCAUGUUUGGAAUGCAAUAUUACGGAGAGUGUUGGUCUGGGAAAGAUCCUGAGAAACAUUAUAACAAUCACGGCAAGUCGAGGAAUUGCAUCAAUGGCGUGGGAAAGGCAUACACAAAUUAUGUUUAUCGCAUCAAAGUGAAGCCAGUCCAAAUCAAAGCUCCGUCCUCGGUUUGUAAUGUCGAAGGCCAGACAUACGAUGAUGGUGACAGCAUGGAGGUGUACAGAGGAGAUCUGGCCAGCGGUGAAUGUGAGCAGUGCACGUGCAAAGAGGGAAAACUAGACUGUCACCACAUUUUCCAUUGUGUUCUCAACGAUUCAAGUUGUGACAGUUACGUCAAAAAGCCAGACCAAUGCUGUCCAGAAUGUCAACGAGAUGUCCCCAUUGACGCGCCUAAAUGUAAAGUGAAGGACAAAACUUACAAUCAAGGUCAAAGUAUGGAGAUUCUACAGGACUAUGGCGGUAAACAGCUUGCAGAAUGCCACCAGUGCACGUGCAUGGAUGGAAAACUGGACAAAUGUCACAGAAUCUACUACUGCGAGCUAAACAAACCAGGAUGUACAAACUUCAUUAAAUCUGCGGGCCAGUGCUGCCCAACGUGCGCCCGCGUGUUACCCAAGCCCGCUCCUCCAAGUUGUAAGGUAGGAGGACGGAACUACAAGGACGGAGCCAGCAUGGAAGUGUUGCACAUGUCCUACGAUCAAAAGAAUGCCUCCUGCCAACAGUGUAGAUGCAAAGAAGGCCAAGUGGACGGAUGUCAUCACAUCUUCCACUGUACACUUGACGACCCAAGCUGUGCGCGUUAUGAGAAGCGUUCCCAUGAGCAGUGUUGCCCUGCCUGUGUUAAACUUGAGCCCAAUCCGCAAUCUCCCGGUUGUAAAAUAAAUGGCCUGCUAUACAAAGAUGGUGAAAGUGCCGAGGUCUUGCAGGAAUCCGCUGAUAAGGCCAGCAUCAUCUGCCAGCAGUGCAAGUGCGAAGCAGGGAAACACAGCUGCCAUAAAAUCUUUGACUGUGAUAUCCAGAAGGUAGCCUGCGAAAGAUCCAUCAAAAUCCCUGGACAAUGUUGCCCAGAGUGUGCCUGCUUCCACAACGGAGAGCACUUGUCCCCCGGAGAUCAAUGGCAAAAGGUUUCUGGAGACGAGUGUGUAACAUGCACGUGCAGAAAAGACGGCACUGCAAACUGCACGAGAAUGCCGGGAAGCUGUCAGUCAGAAUGAGAUGGACAGUGGCUUUGUGCAACAUCAAUUGUUUAAAUGCAUUGGAUGGGAAUCAAAUAAAUAGUGAUGAAGUUCUACAUCUGUAAAUUAAAAUUAAAAUGCACUUAAUGCGACAGAAUAUAAACCUUCAAUUGAAAACUGA